AUGUCCAAUAGAUCAGAGAGAGCAUGUAUGCUUUGUGGAAUCAUCCAACCAUUCAAGAAAUUCGUCACCACUGGAUGUCCAAAUUGUGAAUCAUUAUUACAUUAUCAAGAUAAUGAAGAAGGUCAAGUACAAGAUUGUACAUCACCUUCUUUUGAAGGAUUAGUAGCAUUAGGAGCAGAUAAUAAAGGAUCUUGGGUGGCGAGAUGGUUAAGAAUAGAUUCAUUUGCUCCUGGUCUUUAUGCUGUUAAAGUUAAUGGUAAAUUACCUCCUCAUAUUAUAAGUGCUUUAGAAGAUGAAAAUAUUAUUUAUCGACCAAGAGAUGGAUCUGCUGAGGAUUAA
Messenger RNA from Hemisphaericaspora subhashii, 339 nucleotides. RefSeq names its product transcription elongation factor. Gene Ontology annotation, biological process: positive regulation of DNA-templated transcription, elongation; regulation of transcription elongation by RNA polymerase II; mRNA processing. Gene Ontology annotation, cellular component: nucleus; DSIF complex. The record is from RefSeq and is a predicted model, not a curated record. The transcript has a single exon. Lineage: Eukaryota; Fungi; Ascomycota; Pichiomycetes; Serinales; Debaryomycetaceae. The coding region runs from base 1 to 339 and encodes 112 amino acids. Gene Ontology annotation, molecular function: zinc ion binding; RNA polymerase II complex binding.